Calliphora vicina (urban bluebottle blowfly) is the source of this 1738-nucleotide messenger RNA. RefSeq names its product juvenile hormone esterase-like. Bases 16 to 1695 code for a protein of 559 amino acids. The record is from RefSeq and is a predicted model, not a curated record. The transcript has 5 exons. Lineage: Eukaryota; Metazoa; Arthropoda; Insecta; Diptera; Calliphoridae.
AUUUGUGUAGUUAAAAUGCUUUGUGGCAUAUUAAUUGGAUUAUUGCUGAUUACAACAUGUUUUGCCAAAUCAGAUCCCACAAUUUGUGUAGAUACAUCCUUGGGCCAAUUGAAGGGCAAACAAAUGGAGUCACGUUCUGGUGAUAAAUUUUGGGCAUUUCUGGGUGUACGUUAUGCUCAACCUCCUGUUGGUGAGUUGCGCUUUCAAAAUCCUCAACCGGUUGAAGCCUGGAAACCCGAAUUGUAUGAUGCCACCAAAGAUGGUCCCAUAUGUCCACAAGUCACGGCUAAUAUAACAUAUCUAUCAGAGGACUGCUUGCGUUUAAAUGUCUACACUAAAGAUACGAAAGCACGAAAACCAGUUAUUGUGUAUUUGUAUCCUGGCGGUUUUUAUUUCGGUGGAGCUAUUAGCCUUUAUGCAGGACCGGAAAAUUUUAUGGAUCGCGACAUUGUGUUGGUGACAUUAAAUUACCGUUUAGGUUCAUUGGGAUUUUUAGCAACGGGCACUUCUGAGGCUGCUGGUAAUAUGGGCUUAAAAGAUCAAGUUAUUGCAUUGCGUUGGGUGCAACAACAUAUCGAGAAAUUUGGCGGUGAUCCAAAUUCGGUAACUUUGUGGGGCUAUAGUGCUGGUAGUUUCAGUAUCGGUUUGCAUGUAAUGUCACCCAUGGCGAAAGGUUUAUUUCAUCGAGCUAUUAUGAUGAGUGGUACACCACUGGCCCAAUUUAAAUAUAAGACGCAUCAAUUGGAUUUGGCUGAAAGACAGGCUAGACUUUUGAAUUGUCCAGUGAAACCAAUUAAGGAGAUGGUGAAGUGUAUGAAAACGAAACCUAUGAUUGAUUUUGUGAAUACCACUACUGGCAUGUUUGAAUUUGGCUGGAAUCCUCUUUUAAAUUGGGUGCCUGUUAUAGAAAAUGCUUGUGGUGAAAAUCAGGAACGUUACCUUAUAGAGGAUCCAUAUACAACAAUGUCUAAGGGCAAUAUCAAUAAAGUUCCCUUAAUAACCGGCAUGACUGAAUAUGAAUUUUAUUCUUUGGGAUAUUAUACAAUGCGUAAUGAUACGGAACGUCAAUAUUUUAAUGAUGAUUUUGCGAAAUACAACCCCAUAUACUUUUCAUAUGAACGUGAAACACCGAAAUCUCUAGAAAUUAGUGCUGCUUUUCGUUCAUAUUAUUUCCAAAAUAAAUCGCUCGAGUAUCCUGAAUCAUUACAAUCAUUUAUUGACUUAUAUGGCGAUGGUGCAAUUUGUUUCAGUCUUCGUUAUUUACAAAUGGUUUCAAAAUAUGUGCCAGUCUACACAUAUAUUUUCACAUACAAAGGACGCUAUAGUCAUUUUGUUAAUCCAGAUACAAAUCAGACAUUAGGAGCUGUACAUCAUGAUGAAUUGUUAUAUCUACUAAAUCUACCUCUACUUACUCCUCAGUUCAAAAAAAACGAUCCAGAAAAUGUCAUAAUUGAGCGUUUAACUAGAUUUUGGUUCGAAUUUGCCAAAAAGGGAGAUCCCAAUAAUGCUUCCGAUGACUAUUUAAAAGAGGUGAUAUGGCCUCUGUAUUCCGAGGACAAAAAACAAUAUUUAGAAAUUGGCCAAAGUUUAAAUGUUAAAUCUAAUGCUAACUUACUGGAGCGUUCUCAAUUGUGGGAUCGUCUAUUUCCAAUUUCUGAAAUGCUAAACCCCCAUAAUGAACAAUGUAAACUGUAAAAAAUACAUAUAUUAUUUAAUAAAUAUUUUAAAUGUAUAACAA